ACGAAAAGGAGCGACGAAGAGAGAGAAGAAGAGGAGUCAUGGCGGGGGAUUCGAUGGUGAGCAUUGACAGGCUCAUUGCGAAUGACGGCGUCGAAGGCAGCUUUGGUUGUUCCGAUCGUGUCGCCCGGCCGCCGGCGGACGUCGGAACGGUGUUGGCGGGGUGUCGCGAGGACAAGAAGCCGAGCUCCGAAGGCAAGAAGCUGAGCCAAGAGGUGGGUAGUGGAGCGGUCGUCGAAUGUAGGAUAUGCCAAGAGGAAGGGGAGGAGCGCCACAUGGAAGCUCCCUGCGCUUGCAAUGGCACUCUCAAGGUCUCCUCCUCGAUCUUCUCUGUCAAAUUCUCCCAAGUUUUCCUUUCUAGGUUUGCCCACCGGACAUGUAUUCAAAGAUGGUGCAAUAAAAAACAAAAUAUCACUUGUGAAACGUGCAACCAGAUUUUUGGUCCAAACUAUAUUGUUCCACCAAGUAGACCAAAUUCUGAUGUAAUGGCCAUUGAUGUCAGGCACAGUAGGGGUACACUCAUUGACUACCGUGAUUCACAUUUGCUUGGCAUUGCUGCUGCUGAGCAGGAUUUUUUAAGUGCAGAGCAUGAAGAUUAUGCAGCUUCAAGUGCCAAUGGAAUUGCCUGCUGCCGUGUUAUUGCUCUCACGUUGACACUCCUCUUGCUACUUCGCCAUAUCCUCAUUGUCAUAAGGAACAUUGAGAUGGUGCAGGAUAUGUCAGCUGUAUACAAUGUAACUCUCGAGUUUGCUGCCUUUUUCUUACCAUGCUAUGUAAUGGCACGUUCCUGCUACAUUAUAACAAACCGUUGGAGGCAACAGAUCUAAGAGGUUAGAAUAAAGCUCUCAAAUUCAUUUGAUGAUAUAUUAGAAAGGGGAAGCUCGUCUGACUGGAACUUUUGGGAUUAGCUUCCCCAUUCAGGACUCAUAUUUCCACUCAAAGUGGUUGGAUGGGAAAAGAAAUGAAUGUGAAUUAGGUUCUUGACAAGUGUAAUGGCCGUCACAAGUAAUUUUCUCUUCAAGUAAUAUGUGCAUAUAAAGUAGCCUUUAUUGGUCCUUGGUGAAAUUUUACCUGCGACAGUAACUGGGCAAUAAGUUUUGCUCUUCUUUCCAAUGUAUUGUUCUCUUUUUUC
Messenger RNA from Musa acuminata AAA Group (dessert banana), 1129 nucleotides. RefSeq lists its product as uncharacterized. Gene Ontology annotation, molecular function: ubiquitin-protein transferase activity; zinc ion binding. The transcript has 7 exons. Lineage: Eukaryota; Viridiplantae; Streptophyta; Magnoliopsida; Zingiberales; Musaceae. Gene Ontology annotation, biological process: protein ubiquitination. Bases 39 to 824 code for a protein of 261 amino acids. The record is from RefSeq and is a predicted model, not a curated record. Gene Ontology annotation, cellular component: membrane.